AUGGGCACGCUGCCACUUGGCCCCGCACUGACACGGCCCCGGGCCCGCUCUCGCCCGCAUCUCCUCACGAGUACAAAAACCCCCAAAAACCCCAAAUGUGUGCACAACAAGGUUGUGCAGGGGCUGUGGCGCUGCCCUGUGCCCUCCGUGCCCAGGUACGUGUUUGCCCAGAGCCUGCUGGAGGCCGGGCACCUGCAGCCGCUGGAGUGGGCGAUCUACCAGGACUGGCACGGGUUCCUGCUGCGCCACCUGGGGCCCCGCGCCGCCCCCCACGCCUUCCUGUACCUGCGCGCCAGCCCCCAGACGUGCCUGGAGCGGCUGCGGCGGCGGGCGAGGAGCGAGGAGGCCGGGAUCCAGCUGGGCUACCUGCAGCAGCUGCACGGCCAGCACGAGCUCUGGCUGGUGGCCAGGGCCACCGAGAUCCAUUUCCCAGCGGCGCAGAGCGCGCCCGUCCUGGUGCUGGACGUGGAGCAGGACUUCGAGCACGACGUGGCCAGGCAGGGGCUGCUCAUGGCACAGGUGGAGGCCUUUGUGACAUCCCUGGGUGCCCACCCUGUGCCAUCCCAUCCCGACCCCCUCGGCCACGGGCAGGGGACGGCGACCGCCUGAAGACCCCGAGGACAGGGGACACUGUCCCAAGGACAAGGAACACGGUCCUGAGGACAGGGGACACGACUUUGAGGACAAGGGACAUGGUUCCAAAGACAGGGGACAUGAUCCUGAGGACAGGGGACACAGUCCUGGGGACAAGGGACACAGUUCCAAGGAGAAGGGACACGAUCCCGAGCACAGGGGACACGUCCUGGUCCCCACUGUCCCCCAGCCCCUCUGUCCUGGCUGGGGCUGGAUCCUCAGAGCCGUGUGGGGUUUGGGGCUCAGGGGUGCCCAGGUCCUUGCUGUGACCCCUGCCCGUUUUUGGGGUGGGUUUUCUGCUGGAAUUCCCAUGGAAAAUCCCCGGGUUGGACCCGACUCCCAUCAUUUGUUAAUUUAUAUUUCAUUUUUUUCCCUUGAAUUAAGAUUGAAUCUCUGAGGA
Messenger RNA from Passer montanus (Eurasian tree sparrow), 1033 nucleotides. RefSeq names its product deoxyguanosine kinase (gene DGUOK). The transcript is spliced from 6 exons. Gene Ontology annotation, cellular component: cytoplasm; mitochondrion. Bases 1 to 609 code for a protein of 202 amino acids. Lineage: Eukaryota; Metazoa; Chordata; Aves; Passeriformes; Passeridae. The record is from RefSeq and is a predicted model, not a curated record. Gene Ontology annotation, molecular function: deoxyguanosine kinase activity.